CCCACCCACAACAGCUGGAGAAUCUCAGAGACACGGUCUAGGAGGAAGAUGGUGGUAGCGUAUACGGUUGACUUUCCUUUUCACGGAUAGACCGAGGAACACUCCCCGGGGCACAAGCACUCCCGACCCGCGAAGAGUGGAGCUGUACCCUGGCUUAAAAAACAGAGCCGAUACCACCAGCACUGAACGGAAGAGGACGAAAGCUCACGGUAGUGCUGUCGGGAACAGAACAGGCAUGCCACCCCCAGACCUGAGGAAUUCAUGGAGAUAAGACAGCGCCGUUGGGGGAAGACUCCUUGUAGAUAAUGGAAUAAGGGAAACAGGAUCAAGGGUAUCGUCGCUCUGGGGAUAUAAGGUCCUCUGGGGGGAGAGGAGGAAACCGAGUCUGUGCUCCACCACCACCACCACCACCACCAACACCACCACCACCAUCCAGAAGUAAACCCAACCGGGUCCCUGCUCUGUUAGCGCAGGAAAUACGGCCUGGGAAAAGUUUGGGAGCUUUUGGAGGCAGAGAGGGGGGCUAUCGCUGACGUUUUGCACGCGUUAAAAGCAUUCAACUUCGAGCAGAAGGACACCUUUAGUAGCUGGCACUUCAUAUUAUUUAUCCCCGUCCUUCAACAGGCAUAGAACGCGAAGGAAUCCAUCCGGACGUGAGAUAUGAUUCGAGUUGUUGUUCAAUGAGUUUUUUUUUUAUUUGAUCAACACUAUUUAUAGACUAGCCCUUUCCGACUGGGCUGUUCUGGUGUUGUUUUGCCAACUCCUGUGCGCAACAAGUUGGAUAUAGCAGCUCACAGAAGCCAAUUAAUUGGGAUAAAAACGGCUUGUUUUUUGUUUUUUCGCACCAUUUGCUCUUCCACCUCGUCCUUCCACCCUCUUGCAAAUCGAAACGGGAAGGAAUAAAGGGCUGGAGUCUCGGAGAGGGAUUUCAGGAAAGGACGGGGCUGUGUUGGUGGGAACAGGCCGCGGACGUCCACUCACACUUUGGAUUUCUUCCACUGACAGGGCCCAGUCAGGGUUGAAUGUGGAUUAUUUAGACCGACGAGCUCUCAGUGCUGUCCGGGUGUCUAACGUGAAUGCGGUGUUUUGUUUCUCUGUGGAAACAGUUUUCUUGGAGUACAUUGCAGCAUGUCCCUGGGCAUGAGGGCGUUAUUCGAGUGGGGGAAAUGAAACUGUACCAUUGACUAUUUGACGCGUGUGGUUUGAUGAGAUAAGAGGGACCCUGUUUGAAACUGUUCCUUUCGGCAAGUCGGGGGCGAUGUAGUCGAAGACACUAACAACCGCUGUCAACACUUUGCACAAUUAACAACUUUGGGGACAUCAUGAAGCCAUGGACUUGAACAGUGUUUUUAUUCUCAAACAACUAUUUUCCAGCCAGGCAUAUAUCUUGCAAGUUGCAAUGAGGGGAGACAGUCAAUAAUAUCAAUGAGCUUUGGAUGUUAAAACCCAGUGUUUUGUCAAGAAAAAUGUCCAACGUCGGAGCUGGAAAAAAGGCUGACUACUCGUAUCGCGUUAGCAGAGGAACGCGGGAUUCGACUGGACAGCUCACGAGCCUCCGGAGGGACUCGAGCAUGGAAUGUGAGUACUGACGUAACGCCGUGCUCGGAUCAUGAACUGCUCGGGAAUCUGGAACAGGCAGUUUUAUAUGAGUGAGUGUGCAGGCUACCAUUUACGUAGUCAAGACGUCCGUGCCUUGCGUACGACUCACGCACUUUGAUUAUUCAAACAAACACAUUGGCUCUCCCCCACCACAACCCCUUCUACCCCGUUACCCACCACCGCGCUCCCAGUUCCUCCUCACCUUGACAGAUGUGCACAUGCGGCGACCACACGUCCAGUCUAAUAAGCUGAGCGCCAUCUUUUAUCCCUGACCCUAUUUUCGUAUUUUCACCCCGCGUGCCACUGGACGUCAUGGCCACUUUGCAACAUCACAGACGCCUUCCCAUUCAUGGCACCGAGGUCCGCUGCGAGCCGAAAUACGAGGGGGCUGUGACCGUGCGGAUUGCCAACCAUGCGUCACAGCCGCAUCAACAGGAGACUGUUAAGGUUGCCAACAGUGGCGGCGGAGCGGGAGGAGGCUCCGGCGCGGUAAAUAAAGUGAACCCCAUCCUUCAUAAGUACAGUAUUUCCUCAAGCUGCAGUUCCGGGGAAUCUGGGACGAGACCCAAGUUCAUGACCACUUUGAGGAGAUGGAGAACGUUGCCGCCCCUGUUUGAGCGCUCGGCAGCCCAGUGCUGGGACCCCAAGUUUGACUCCUCCAUCUUGGAGGAGGCUUGCCGAGAGCGGUGCUUCCCCCAGACCCAGCGCCGCUUCCGCUACGUCCUCUUCUACCUGGCGGUAGCCGCCGCCCUCUGGGGGGUGUACUUUGCGGUGAACAACGACCGCUGUGACACCAUGACGUACCUGGCCCCCACGGCCGCCUUCCUCCUGCUGCUCUGCCUCCUCUUCUUCUUCACCCUCACCUACCUGUACACACGCGUAUACUCCGGCAUCUCCCUGCUCCUCAUCGUCAUCACCUUCGCCUUCACCCUUGCCCCCCAGAUGGAGACGGCCAGAUACUUUGACCUGGAGUGGGGGGAGGGCGGAGGAGGCAACGCCACCCAUCCUCCCCCACCACCGCGUACCCUGACCUCCGCGCAGGCCCCGUGCAUCUCCCCGGUGGGCACCUUCUCCCUGUGCAUGGAGGUCCUGCUGCUGCUGUACAGCGUGCUGCACGUGCGCCUGUACGCCUCGGUGCUGCUGGGCCUGCUGUACUCGGUGCUGUUCGAGGUCCUGGGGCUGCUGCUGCUGCUCCGGAGGACCCCCGACGUCGGGGCGGCGGCGGGCGGCGGCGGCGGCGUCGGCCCGGCGUCUGACUGGGACACCCUGCGCUGGCUGGUCCCCGGCAAGGCGCUGCUGCACCUGUGCGCCCACGUCAUCGGCAUCCACCUGUUCAUCAUGUCGGAGGUGCGCUCGCGCACCACCUUCCGGAAGGUGGGGCACGCCAUCAUGCACGGCAAGGAGCUGGAGGUGGAGAAGGCGCUGAAGGAGCGCAUGAUCCACUCGGUGAUGCCGCGCCGCGUGGCCGACGAGCUGAUGAAGCAGGGCGACGACGAGGGGGGCGGCGGCGGGGAGAACGCGGGCAAGCGCUACUCAGCCGGCGCCUGCUCCACCUCGGCCGUGAUGGUGGGCGGCGGAGGGGUCGGAGGGGGGCACCCCGGGGCCGGCGGCGGCGGCGCCACCAGCCCCAAGAACCACUACCACAAGCGCAAGAAAACGUCCAUCCCGCGCGGGCAGAUCAUCUUCCGGCCGUUCAACAUGAAGCGCAUGGAGCCGGUCAGCAUCCUGUUCGCCGACAUCGUGGGCUUCACCAAGAUGUCGGCCAACAAGUCGGCGCACGUGCUGGUGGACCUGCUCAACGACCUGUUCGGCCGCUUCGACCGGCUGUGCGAGCUGACCUGCUGCGAGAAGAUCAGCACGCUGGGGGACUGCUACUACUGCGUGGCGGGCUGCCCCGAACCCCGGGAGGACCACGCCUACUGCUGCGUGGAGAUGGGCCUGGGCAUGAUCCAGGCCAUCGAGCAGUUCUGCCAGGAGACCCGCGAGACGGUGGACAUGCGGGUGGGCGUGCACACGGGCACGGUGCUGUGCGGCAUACUGGGCAUCAAGCGCUUCAAGUUCGACGUGUGGUCCAACGACGUGAACCUGGCCAACCUGAUGGAGCAGCUCGGCGUGGCCGGCAAGGUGCACCUGUCGGAGGCCACGGGCCGCUUCCUGGACGACCGGUACCAGCGGGAGGACGGGCAGGUGGCGGAGAGGGCGGGGCAGACGGUGAUGGAGAAGCUCAAGGGACUGAAGACCUACCUGAUCUCAGGACGGAGGCCGGGCGCCCCCUGCGGCUGCUGGCCAGACAGCCAGCCGGGGGCCUGCGCUGGGCCCCACACCCCCCCGGACCUCCUGGCGCGGGGCGGGGCCGCGGCCAGCGCCGAGCCCCCGCCGACCCACGGCCGCCCAGACAGAACCCCAGGGCCGGCCAGGGGCUCCUCUAGCACCGGGCUGUGCCCUGCAGGAGAGAUCGGUGACGAGACGCCCCUCAACGGCUGCCAGGAGGAGCACAAGAUGAGUAGUGCCAAGUUCAGCCCAGCCUGCCACGGCCCCCGCCGGGCUGCCAACGGGCUGCUGAGCCCCCUCUCCCUGGAGGGCGUGGUGCGGGCCAGCCGGACGUCCCUGUGCGACACGCUCCAGGAGAGGGAGAAGAAGACGGGCACGGGGACCAGCGGCACGGCGGCCUUGGACCACUCUGCCCUCCUGCUCCGGGCCAAGCAGCCGGGGGAGAAGAGCGACGCCCACUUUGUGGAGGUCAUCCGCGAGGACAGUUUGAUGAAAGACUACUUUUUCAAGCCUCCCAUCAACAAGAUCAGCCUCAAUUUCCUAGCGAGACCCCUGGAAAACGCCUAUCGCAGUAGCUACCAGAAAGAGGUGAAGACCCAGGUGCGCGUGCAGACCUUCGCCUCCACCACCUUCAGCUCCUUCCUGGACGUGCUGCUGAGCUGCUUCGUGUUCCUGGCUCUGACCCUGGCCUGCUUCCUGCCCGUGCUGGUGGGCUCGGCCCCCGCCGCCCCCGCUGCCCUGGCCCUGUCCCCCCUGGCCGGGCUGCUGGAGCUGGCCUCCCUGGUGCUGUCCAUACGGAUGGUCUUCUACCUGGACUCCGUGAUGCGCUGUACCCGCACCCUGCUCAAGGUGGUCUCCGGCUGGAUCCCUCGCCACGUGGUGGGGGCCGUCCUGGUGUCGCUGCCGGCCGUCUCCGUCUUCUCCCACUUCCCCUGCACCGAACGCCUGCCCCUCCAGGUGACCAUGUUUCUCUGCUGUGCCACUAUCCUGGCCAUCAUCCAGUACUGUAACUUCUGCCAGCUCAGUUUCUGGAUGCGCUCGCUCCUGGCCACCUCCACAGGGGCCGUGCUGCUGCUGCUGCUCUACAGCCCCCUCCGAAGGCCUGGGACCGGUAAUAACAGCUGGCCGACUCUUGGGGGAAACCUCACAGCACUGAGUGAGGCGGACUCAGCCCAGGCCGCCCCAGACCCAGCUCCUGAUCCGGGCCUGAGUCCGCUCGACUUCCUGCUCCAUGAGGCCAUCUUGGCCUUCUUCCUGCUGCUGCUCCUGGUCUGGUUCCUCAACCGGGAGUUUGAGGUCAGCUACCGGCUCCAUUACCACGGUAAUGUGGAGGCUGACAAGCAUCAAUUAAAUAUCCAGAACAUGCGUGACCAGGCUGAAUGGUUGCUGGGCAACAUCAUCCCCAUCCACGUUGCCGAGCAACUCAAGCUGACCCAGAGCUACUCCAAAAACCACGACAACGUGGGGGUGAUCUUCGCCAGCAUCGUCAACUUCAGCGAGUUCUACGAGGAGAGCUACGAGGGCGGCAAAGAGUGCUACCGUGUCCUGAACGAGCUGAUCGGGGACUUCGACGAACUCCUCCGCAAGAGCGAGUUCGCCAACGUGGAGAAGAUCAAGACCAUCGGCGCCACCUACAUGGCGGCCUCGGGCCUCAACGUGCAGCAGGUGGCGGAGAGCGAGGACGCCCACCCGCACGCCCACGUCCGGGCGCUCUUCCAUUUCGCCCUGGAGAUGAUGGGGGUGCUGGACGACUUCAACAAGAACAUGCUGGGCUUCGGCUUCAAGCUGCGCAUCGGCUUCAACCACGGCCCGCUGACGGCGGGGGUCAUCGGCACCACCAAGCUGCUGUACGACAUCUGGGGCGACACGGUGAACAUCGCCAGCCGCAUGGACACCACGGUGGAGUGCCAGGUGCAGGUGAGCGAGGAGAGCCACAGGGUGCUCCACUCCAUGGGCAUGGAGUUUGACUACAGGGGUACCGUGAACGUGAAGGGCAAGGGUCAAAUGCGGACCUUCCUGUACCCCAAAAGGGAAGGGGGCGACAGCCGGCCGGGGAGCCAGGGAAAGCUCGGGGCCGGCGGGAUUGCGAUCGCCGGCGGACCUUCUCCCACUGCGGACGCAACGGAUCGGCGUUCAGAGUCUGUCGUCGAGGCCACGGGGCCACACCCUGGCCACGCUGAGCCCAAGGAGGCAAGGGAAGAGGGGUAUAGGGACGCAGCACACCCUCCUGGGCCUUCCCCCCUUCAGGGUCCUUACCCCCCGAGCCCGGCCGCACUACAGCCAGAACAUUGUGCCCCACAAGUGCCCUUCAUGGUCCAGGCACUUCAAGAGGCGAAGGGUGAAGAGGAAGAGGCCGAUGAGCUCACAAAUCUGAACGAAGAGUUCUAUUCACGCCUCUGAUCCAAGCCC
Gadus chalcogrammus (walleye pollock) is the source of this 6279-nucleotide messenger RNA. It is a transcript of the gene adcy9a, whose product is annotated as adenylate cyclase 9. Gene Ontology annotation, molecular function: adenylate cyclase activity. The record is from RefSeq and is a predicted model, not a curated record. Gene Ontology annotation, biological process: cyclic nucleotide biosynthetic process; adenylate cyclase-activating G protein-coupled receptor signaling pathway; intracellular signal transduction. NCBI's taxonomy places the organism in Eukaryota, Metazoa, Chordata, Actinopteri, Gadiformes, Gadidae.